GUGUAAUAGGAUGAAUGGAGAUUGUGGCGAGCAGCAUCUGGUUACACACGGAGAAGGGGGAGUUUACGGCACCGCCCCAAAGAGGACGACACGCGUGUUAUUUUUUAUUUUAUUUUUACCUUUUAAAAAAAGUCUUUGCUUUCAAACGGAGGAGCUCGUCAGCGAGGAGCUUGUUUUUGGUGACUUUGAGGGGGGGCCGAAGACAAACUGCGGAAUGAACUCCCAGAAUGUCGCACUUUUCAAAGGUGUGAAGGAUUAACCGUUUUAUUUCCACAUCUCUACAAAGACUGGGAAGACUUCUGGUUCUGGUUUUGUUCCUGCGGGUCGGAACCAAGCAGGCUGUCCAAGACUUAGGGUGUCUUCUGUUUGGACAUCUGUCCAUCUCGGUUUUCAUCUCUGGUAAGUUUCUUCUCGAGCCGCCAUCAUUCUGUGCUGCAAGGCCGACUCCAAAAUGUCUUCCAACGGAGACCUCAGUGAGCUGGGGAGCUCGGACAGCUUCUGGGAGCCGGGAAACUACAAGAGAACAGUGAAACGGGUGGAUGAUGGGCACCGCCUUUGCAAUGAGUUGAUCACCUGCUUCCAGGAGAGGGCAAAGAUAGAGAAGAGCUACUCUGUGCAGCUCAGCGACUGGGCGAAGCGAUGGCGAAUCAUUGUGGAGAAAGGUCCUCAGUAUGGUACGCUGGAGAAGGCAUGGCAUGCCUUCAUGCAGGCAGCUGACCGGCUUAGCGAUCUGCAUUUGGAACUGCGAGAUCGGCUAGCCGGUGAAGACAGUGAGAAGGUGCGCAACUGGCAGAAAGAUGCUUUCCACAAGCAGAUGAUGGGAGGCUUCAAGGAGACCAAGGAGGCAGACGAUGGCUUCCGCAAGGCCCAGAAAGCUUGGGUCCGUAAACUGAAGGAGGUGGAGUCCAAUAAGAAGAGCUACCAUCAGACCAAGAAGGAGGAAUGGACGGCAGUUACUAGGGAAACGCACGCCAAAGCUGACCCCUCCAAGUCCCAGGAGGAAGUUCGCAAAUACACGACCCGAGUGGAGCGCUGCAGUCAAGAAGCUGAGAAAGCAAAGGAUCGUUACAAAAAGUCCCUGGAGGAGCUGAACCGCUGUAAUCCUCGCUACAUGGAGGAUAUGGAGCAGGUGUUUGACAUUACCCAGGAGGCCGAGCGCAAGAGGCUACGCUUCUUUAAAGAUGUCCUGCUGGAUGCCCACAAACACCUUGACCUGUCCAGCAAAGAGGGGUUCCACGCUCUGCAUCGGGAUCUGGGUCAAACCAUCCAAGCGGCCAAUGACACUGAAGAUCUGAGAUGGUGGAAGAACACCCAUGGACCUGGCAUGAGCAUGAACUGGCCUCAAUUUGAGGAGUGGUCUCCGGAGCCUAGUCGCUCCAUCAGCAAGAAAGACGGAGGUGGACACUCUGAGGAGACCGUGGUAACUCUCACCAACAUUGUCUCAUCAGGAGAAGUCCCACCCAGCCCCAGCAUCCAGGACACCGGCAGGAAAGACUAUUCUUCAGACUGGUCUGACGAGGAGAGUCCUAAGAGGGUGCUGGCGAUGAACGGAGUGGGGGAGGUGGAGGAUGAGGUGGAGGGCGUGCAUGUCUGUGCACUCUAUGAUUACACGGGCCAGGAGGCAGAUGAGCUGAGCUUUAAAGCAGGAGAGGAGCUGCUGAAGCUCGGAGAAGAGGACGAGCAGGGCUGGUGUAAAGGACAGCUGAGCAGUGGGCAGAUUGGCCUCUACCCCGCCAACUACGUCAAGGUCCUCACCUCCUGAUGGCCCGCCCCCUCCGGCAGCCCCACCCUCUCCGGAGGUCCCGCCAAUGGUACAGCCAUACUCAAGUUGCCAGGACCAGUCUUAAAUGAUCUAGGCUGAUAUGUAGACACGCCCUCUGUGAAGCCAGACCAUUUUCAGUGUUCUGCUCCUUCUGUUCUGUUCUUUUUUUUCUUUUUCUUUUUUUUAAAGCUACAUGUGAAAAUCUUUGGAACGUCCAGUUCAGGAAAGUCCCUUUUAAACAGCAACAUUUUAGUUUGUAUCUUUGAUCAGAAAUAAGCUGUAUUUGAUUAAAGAGGAUGGAGUUAACUAUGAUAGUGGCCUGUAAAGAGUUUUGGGUUAAAGGACUAAGGCAGCCCUUUAGGAAUUAUCCUACACUUGAAUAGGAACCACUUUCUAAACGGCACGACU
Molecule: messenger RNA, 2170 nt
Organism: Thalassophryne amazonica
Lineage: Eukaryota; Metazoa; Chordata; Actinopteri; Batrachoidiformes; Batrachoididae
Gene: pacsin3
Product: protein kinase C and casein kinase substrate in neurons 3
Exons: 11
Coding region: 452-1762 (436 amino acids)
Biological process (GO): regulation of endocytosis; plasma membrane tubulation; cytoskeleton organization
Cellular component (GO): plasma membrane; endosome; cytoplasm
Molecular function (GO): phospholipid binding; protein binding
Source: RefSeq, a predicted model, not a curated record